Messenger RNA from Spinacia oleracea (spinach), 2313 nucleotides. RefSeq names its product EH domain-containing protein 1. NCBI's taxonomy places the organism in Eukaryota, Viridiplantae, Streptophyta, Magnoliopsida, Caryophyllales, Amaranthaceae. The transcript has 16 exons. Gene Ontology annotation, biological process: endosomal transport; endocytosis. Gene Ontology annotation, molecular function: GTP binding; calcium ion binding; protein binding. Bases 367 to 2001 code for a protein of 544 amino acids. Gene Ontology annotation, cellular component: plasma membrane; cytoplasm. The record is from RefSeq and is a predicted model, not a curated record.
AAUAAGGUGAAUAGAACGCAUCCUAACUAACUAAAAUUUCCGAUUUCACUUGUAUAAAAAGUACUUCCAACCAAAAAAUAAAUCAAUUUAAGGCGGGAAGAAAAACAUCCCCGCUAAAAGCACAAACGCGAUCGUUUAAACCCAAAGUCUUUUUCAUUUAUAACGGUUUUCCAACGACCAUACAACCAUUAUACGUCGUCGUAUUAUGAUCCCCCUUCUGCCGUCGAUUUCCAAAGAAUUAUCAUCCACAGCAGAAAUAUAGAACAAAAAUUAUACGGAGUAGAGAUAAUUAUGUAAACAUAAAUAAAUACUCAGAAAUCGGGAAAUUAUUAUGAAAUACUCCGUAUUGUUUUGAUAGGUGAAAAAAUGGAGAUGUCAGGAACUCUAAUUAGCCCAUGCUCCAAAGAAUCACUAGUAAUAUAUCAAGAUUGGUUUAAUUUUGCAGAUUCUGAUGGAGAUGGUCGACUAACCGGAAAUGAUGCAAUUAAAUUUUUUGGAAUGUCGGAUUUGCACAGAGAAGAUCUCAAACAGGUGUGGGCAAUAGCAGAUGCCAAAAGACAAGGAUUUCUCGGUCUUCAGGAGUUCAUUACUGCCAUGCAGUUAGUUUCAUUGGCACAAUCUGGGCACACAAUUACUCAAGAUCUCCUGACUUCUGAAUUUGAUUGGGAGAAUGUCAAACCUCCUUCCAUGCAGGAUCUUAAUAAAAAACUUGCAAAAAAGAAGAGCAAAAUCAAAUCAGAAUCAAUAAGUGAGAGUAUGAAACUCCAGCCCUCAAGAUCAUCAAAUUGGUUUACAUCAUCAAGAUCUUCAAAAAAGAUACAACUAUCCUCCGUUACAUCUAUAACUGAUGGACUAAAGACGUUGUAUAAUCAGAAGUUGAAGCCAUUGGAGACGAGUUAUCUUUUCAACGAUUUUGUAUCACCUUUAUUAACAAACAGUGAUUUUGAUGCGAAGCCUAUGGUCAUGCUCUUGGGACAGUAUUCCACCGGAAAGACAACUUUCAUCAAACACUUGCUAAAAAGUAGUUAUCCAGGAGCUCAUAUCGGACCAGAGCCAACCACAGAUAGAUUUGUUGUCGUUAUGUCUGGUCCUGAUGAAAGAAGUAUUCCAGGGAACACAGUUGCUGUUCAAGCAGACAUGCCAUACAACGGUCUCACAUCAUUUGGGACUGCCUUUUUGUCAAAAUUUGAGUGUUCUCAGAUGCCACACCCACUGUUGGAGCAUUUCACUUUGGUGGAUACACCAGGGGUUUUGUCAGGAGAGAAACAACGAACACAAAGGAGCUAUGACUUCCUUGGUGUAACAUCUUGGUUUGCUGCUAAAUGUGACCUUAUCUUGCUGCUUUUUGAUCCCCAUAAACUCGAUAUAAGUGAUGAAUUUAAGCUUGUUAUCUCCUCUCUACGCGGUCAUGAUGACAAGAUCCGUGUUGUUUUGAACAAAGCAGAUCAAGUGGACACCCAGCAGUUAAUGAGGGUUUAUGGAGCCUUGAUGUGGUCACUUGGGAAAGUUCUGAAUACUCCAGAGGUUACCCGUGUUUAUAUUGGAUCAUUCAACGACAGACCAUCGAAUGAAGCCAUUGAUGGUCCAAUAGGCCGAGAGCUUUUGGAGAAGGAACAUAAUGACCUUAUGGCUGAUCUCAAAGAUAUUCCAAAAGAGGCUUGUGAUAGGAGAAUUAACGAAUUCGUGAAGCGUGCUAGGGCAGCAAAGAUUCAUGCGUAUAUUAUAGGCCAUCUCAAGAAGGAGAUGCCUGUAAUGAUAGGCAAGGCUAAGACUCAACAAAGGCUUAUUGAUAACUUGGAAGAUGAAUUCAGAAAGGUCCAGAGGGAGUUUCACUUACCUGCAGGAGACUUCUCGAAUGUGGAGCACUUCAGAGAGGUUCUUAACGGUUAUAACUUCGAUAAGUUUGAAAAGUUAAAACUACAAAAGAUACAAGCAGUUGAUUACAUGUUGAGCUAUGAUAUCCCUGAACUUCUUAAGUCUUUCAGAAACCCGUAUAAUUGAUUAUAUAUUGAACUUGAUAGAAAUGGAUGUUGCUGCUAUAUGAACUGAGAAAAGCUUUUACAGGAUGAUCUGAGGAUCCAAUUUUGCUUCCAUGUCAUUACAUUUAUAUUUACAUUAAGGAAAGAAGGGGAAUCUGCCAUUGUAUAGCAUUUUUUUUUUAUCAGUUGGAGUUUUGGCUUUUUGAAAGGCUUAUUCUUGAAUUGGAGUGAUUAUGUUCAUUUUUAAAGUUAGUUUAGCAAAAUAGAUUAAAUUGUACUUCAUGUUGUAAAACAUGUCAUUACGUACUUUCAUAGAAUUUAUUAAAGUUAGUUU